AUGUCCCGCGUUCCGUCCGGCCACGCCGGCGGCGCUCCUCUCCCAUCAAUGUACUACCAGCCUGGGCUCCAUCCGGGCGCUGUGCCCCCGGGUGUUCCAAUGCAGGGCGGCUACGUCGAUCAAUCGUACGGAGGAUAUCGUCAAGGCCCUCCAAACGGCGCUUCCAUCCACCCAUCACAGACACCUGCCUACGGUCCCACAGAUACCUACAACGCCAUGGCUGGCCCCAGUCGCGAUGCGUACGGCGCUUACCGCAACGUCUCUGGCCCGGAAGCUCGGGGCGAUCCACGCGCGGCGGCCCUCGGCUUCGGGAAGCCUCUCCUAAGCAUGGCUCACAACUAUGAGACUCCCAAGGCGGGCAAUACAGGCGGUCCCAGCAGCGGGGCGAGUGGGAGUGCGAACGAUGCACCGGCGGGGUCCGGAGGGGGACAGCAGCCGGGUCCAUCCGAGUUUAUCAAGAAGCUCUUCAAAAUGCUCGAGGACGAGAGUGCGACUUACGGCCGCGGCAAGCCGGCGGGCGCCCCACGCUCCAAGGGCGAACGAGGAAGCGUCGGCUGGGGCCGCGGGGGGACGAGUUUCGUUGUCUGGGACAUGAACGAGUUUACUACCAAGGUGUUGCCUCAAACAUUCAGGCAUUCCAACUUCUCAUCUUUUGUGCGCCAGCUCAACAAAUACGGCUUCUCCAAGAUCAAGCACGUCGAUGAAGAGACGGGGCAAAUCAAGGAGAACGUCUGGGAGUUCCAGCACCCUAACUUCCAAGCCGGCGGCAAGGCCGAUCUUGACAGCAUCAAGCGCAAGGCGGUCGUGCCCAAGAAGGCUGCUGGUGACGAGCGCAGUGACUCGCCGGCGCGUGGAUUCACGACCGAGGAUGCCAACCGCUUUCUGGAGAUGGAGAACAGAAUGGCGGCUCUCGAAGAAGCCCUCUACAAGUCCCAGGAGCAGUUGAGGGAUGUUCGCAUUCGUGAAAACGGGGUCAUGAGCCUCAUCCGCGAGCUCGUUGCCCAUGCUGUCAGCACGGACAAAGAGAACCCGUCCGCGCCAGACUCGGACGCUAUUGCCCGUGUUCGCCGGCUCUACCAGCUGUACGAGCAGGUGGCUCAGGCACAUGGCGCCCCGUCUCACCCCGGUGGCACGGCAUUCGUUCCCGGAGCGCAAAUGACUGGCUUCCCGGCCCCGGCCUAUGGAGCGUUGGCACCCAACCCUUACCCUUCCGCCUCUGGUCCUUUUCCAGGUGUAGAGGGCUCGCGCCUCGCAAUGCCUGUCCAGAAUCGACGCGUGGCCCCUAACGGACGUGGAACAGGUGCAGGCCUGCCGCAGGUGCCAAUCACGGGCGCGACCACCAGAUCGCAGCAGCCGCCACCGUCCGUGACUUCGACACCCCAGCUCCCGGAGGAUUCUAAGAUGUCCCAGCAGUCGCAGCUCUACAACGGCAGCCCCAUCAACGCAGCGUACCCAUCCAUGUCGGAUGGAAACACCGCCAACGGUGUCCCAAUCCGUAAGCGCGGUGAAAGCACAUCGCUGAGCUUUGUUGUGGAUGGGAUGGGCAGCAACCCGGCGGGCACUUCGAUGGAGGAGAAGCCUCAGCUUCAACAGCAGCGUCAGCAGCCGUCCGACCGUACGGCGGGCAUAUCGGCUACUGAGGCCGACGCAUCAGCGCGGCCGUCGACUUCAUUCAACCCCGUGCAGCAGCCGCAACCGCAACCGCAACCGCAACCGCAACCGCAACCGCAACCGCAACCGCAACAGCAACCGCAGCCGCAGCCGCAGCCACAGCCACAGUCGCAGAAACCCGUUUCCACGCAAAUCUCCGCAAACGGUCAGCCCGAAGGCACUGGGACAGUUUCGCGGCGCACUAUUAUUAAACCGUCGUGGACGCAGACGCCGCGCAUCCUUGUCGUCGAGGACGACCUCGUGUACCGCCAGCUGUCGUCCAAGUUCCUCGAGAAGUUUGGAUGCGUAGUCGAGACCGUCGAGAACGCUCAGCAGGGUAUCGAGAAGAUGAACAAGACCAAGUACGACCUGGUGCUCAUGGACAUCUUCUUUGGUCCUAGCAUGGACGGUCGUAAAGCAACGUCUCUCAUCCGCCAGUUCGACUCGUACACGCCGAUCAUUUCCAUGACGUCGAACGUGCAGACUAAGGACGUCGAGUCUUACAUUCACUCGGGUAUGAAUGACGUCCUAGCGAAGCCGUUCACGAAGCACGGCCUUUUCUGCAUCCUCGACAAGCAUCUGAUCCAUUUAAAGGCGAUCCAGUUAAGUGGAGAGGUCCCUCGCUUCGCCGGAGUCCCACCGCUCUCAGACCAGGGCAUCAUUGACGCGCUUUCGAUGAGCGCAUCGCAGUGGCCGACCAACCGAGACGAGCUCGCCAACCCGCUCGCUGGUAGUGGUUGGUCUGAUGAGCACUAUCAGAUGGUCCUGCAGCAAUUCCUGGAGACUGGCACUGUUCCUGAUCCCAACGGAUUGCCGAUAGCAACAACGACUCUUAUCGGCGGCCCUAGUGGCCAGGCGUUGAUGGGAGCGACGACGAUCAUUCCGAAUGCGGGCUUUGCCAUGUCGCGCAAGCGCUCGAUCGAGAUGGUUGACGACGACUGGGAGGAGCAGGCCAACAAGCGUGUUAAUACUUCUUUUGUGCAAGACGGACCUGGCCAGGGUGUGCAAGGCGUGCCGUCGGCGAGUGUGAGCGAGAUGGCGUAG
Messenger RNA from Cutaneotrichosporon cavernicola, 2694 nucleotides. RefSeq lists its product as uncharacterized. Gene Ontology annotation, biological process: regulation of DNA-templated transcription; phosphorelay signal transduction system. Lineage: Eukaryota; Fungi; Basidiomycota; Tremellomycetes; Trichosporonales; Trichosporonaceae. Gene Ontology annotation, molecular function: DNA-binding transcription factor activity; sequence-specific DNA binding. The transcript has 8 exons. The record is from RefSeq and is a predicted model, not a curated record. The coding region runs from base 1 to 2694 and encodes 897 amino acids.